Messenger RNA from Truncatella angustata, 1716 nucleotides. RefSeq names its product transmembrane amino acid transporter. Gene Ontology annotation, biological process: amino acid transmembrane transport. The transcript has 3 exons. Gene Ontology annotation, molecular function: amino acid transmembrane transporter activity. The record is from RefSeq and is a predicted model, not a curated record. Gene Ontology annotation, cellular component: vacuolar membrane. Lineage: Eukaryota; Fungi; Ascomycota; Sordariomycetes; Amphisphaeriales; Sporocadaceae. The coding region runs from base 281 to 1690 and encodes 469 amino acids.
CUUCUAUUGGCAAUAUCCACAAUCCCCGGAUUCUGCUCAUGCGAUGGGCUAAGAACACCGGUAUCCUGGUACAGGAUGACCCAUCGUUAUCAUUAGACUGAUGAUUAGCCGAUGAUAAGGCUAUGAUGUUGGUAAUUUGCGAUAGUAGAGCGCAUCAGGAUGCAUAUAAGUGAAGUGGCCGACCGGCAGCAGGUAUCAUCAUUCUGCAUCGGGCAACUCUUCCUCGUCAACAUUGGAGAUUUGCUUCUGUACACGCUUUCCAAAGCCUAGUAUCACCAAGAUGACUUCCAAGGUUUCAGAGAAGGCUGAUGCCAUUAAUUCUACUCCCGGGCGAAGCAGUGAUAGCAUUCAGGCCGUCAAGCUAGAGCCGAACGAUGACGCUUUCGAAGUCUUCAAGAGGGAGGAGGGCCAGGUCGACUUUCGUACAGUAUCUUGGAUUCAUGCCUCCGUGAUCUUCCUGAAAGUCAUUUUCGCCACCGGAGUGUUGACCAUUCCCUCGGCCAUGUAUGUCCUCGGAGCCCUACCCGGCGCGAUCAAUGUCCUCGGCUGGCAAUUUUUGAACACAUACUGCGCCAUCGUCCAGGGCAACUUUCGAAACGCCCACGCGGGAUGUCAUUCCAUCGCCGACAUGGCGUUCGUCGUGGGAGGUUCCUGGCUCAAGGAGGUCGUAGGAAUCUUCUUCCUCGUAACCUAUGCCAUUGUGGGUGCCUCCGGCAUAUUUGGCGCAUCCGUGGCGUUGAACGCGCUUUCGAACCACGCCAUCUGCACAAACUACUUCAUGCUAGUAGCUAUGAUUGCUGUGUUCAUCCUGGCCAGUGCCCGCAAGUUCGAGAAGAUCGCCUGGCUAACCUGGGCUGGUUUCUUGUCCGUCUUCAUCGCGGUAUUCAUUGUUGUCGUUGGAGUCACAACUCGCGACAGGCCUGCUGCUGCACCACAAACGGGUGACUUCGAGCUUGGAUACCGUGUCAUCGGUAACCCGACAUUCGUCGCCGGUAUCACGUCCGUAGCUACGAUCUUCUGUUCGGGCGCAGGAACGUCGGCCUUUUUGCCCGUCAUCUCGGAGAUGAAGAAGCCAAGAGAUUAUAACAAGGCCGUGUACCUCUGCAUGGGCAUCGUCACGGCGUCUUACCUAUCCUUCAGUCUGGUCGUCUACCGCUGGUGCGGCCAAUGGGUUGCUUCGCCGUCUCUCGGCAGCGCGGGCGACCUGAUCAAGAAGGUUGCUUACGGAAUCGGCCUGAUCGGUCUUCUGGUCAGCGCAUGCCUGUACAUCCACGUUGCCGCAAAGUACAUUUUCGUUCGCAUCCUGCGCAACUCGCAGCAUCUGCAGAAGAACACAGUCGUGCACUGGUCCGUCUGGCUCGCCUGCACCUUUGGCAUGUCAGCCGUCGCGUUCUUGAUCGCGUCCGGCAUUCCCAUCUUCAACUACCUCCUCGCACUGGCCGGGUCGCUAACUUUUGCGCCCUUGGCACUGGGCUUGCCUGGGUAUCUGUGGGUCUACGAUCAUCAACACUACCGCAAGGGAAGCUGGUGGCAGGUAUUGGUGUACUAUCUCAACUGGCUUAUGAUCUUGUUGGCUGUCUUCCUGACGAUUGGCGGAACGUACGGUGUCGUUCAGAAUAUCAUAGAUGCGUAUGCUCGGGGCGAGAUCGACCAGGCAUUUUCAUGCAAAGAUAACAGCAACUCAUCUUAGAGGUGUUGCGCAAACUUGGAUUAGGG